AUUCUUCUUCCCACUCGCAAGCGUGGAUCUCGUUUGAACUUCUUCUCCCAGGGUCGAGUACCAGCAAGUCGCCAACACAACAGUCAAAAUGGGUGUCGAUUUGGACAAGCACCACGUCAAGUCGGGUCACCGAAAGGCCCCGAAGUCGAACAACCCAUACAAGAACCUGUUGCACAAGUUGUACACGUUCCUUGACCGCCGCACAGACAGCAAGUUCAAUGCUACCGUGCUGAGGAGACUGCGCAUGUCGCGCAUCAACAACCCACCGAUCUCGCUGUCCAAGAUCGUGGCCGUCACCGCCAACAAGCACAGCGGCGCUGCUCACGAGGGCAAGAUCCGCGCUGUCGUUGGAACCGUCACCGACGACAACCGUCUCCUCGAGGUCCCAAAGCUCAGCAUCUGCGCUCUUCGCUUCACUGCCCCAGCGCGUGCCCGCAUCGAGAAGGCCGGUGGCGAGUGCCUCACCUUCGACCAGCUCGCCCUCCGCGCCCCAACCGGCUCCAACGUUGUCCUCCUCCGUGGUCCAAAGAACGCCCGUGAGGCCGUCAAGCACUUUGGCUUCGGUCCUCACACCGACAAGAAGCCAUACGUCGAGAGCAAGGGCCGCAAGUUCGAGCGUGCUCGUGGUCGCAGACGGUCGCGUGGUUUCAAGGUCUAAGCCAGUCGCUAGAGUGCUUCUGGUUUUGGUGGGUGCAGGGAACGGUACAGGCGUUAUAAUCACAAAUGGCGUCUUCAAAAAGAGCAUGAGAGGAGCCCUACAUCAGGCGUCUCCUCCGCGUUGCAUGGUACAAAGAGGUGCCUCAGGCUACGCAGUUCAUGAAAUGACAACGAAUCGAUCUUGAACACCCA
Cercospora beticola is the source of this 849-nucleotide messenger RNA. RefSeq names its product 60S ribosomal protein eL18. Gene Ontology annotation, biological process: translation. The record is from RefSeq and is a predicted model, not a curated record. Gene Ontology annotation, molecular function: structural constituent of ribosome; RNA binding. NCBI's taxonomy places the organism in Eukaryota, Fungi, Ascomycota, Dothideomycetes, Mycosphaerellales, Mycosphaerellaceae. Gene Ontology annotation, cellular component: cytosolic large ribosomal subunit; ribosome.